AUGUUAAUGUUCACUACCACCGAUCUCGUUGCGAUCUGGAGCAAGGUGCCAACAGACAAAGGCGAGCACGAGGUAAUCAUUGCCUCUGCAUACCUUCCAGGAGAUGAGGAAACUGCUCCAACAAGGGAACUUGUAGCCCUAGUCAACUACUGCAAGGAGAACCACCUACGCUGGAUAAUAGGAUGCGAUGCGAAUGCCCAUCAUACGAUAUGGGGCAGCACAAACAUCAAUGCGAGAGGACAACAACACCAAGAACAACAACACCAAGGACAACAAAAACAACACCAAGAAUUACAUCAAGAACAACAACACCAAGAACUACACCAAGGACAACAACAACAACACCAAGAACUACAUCAAGAACUACACCAAGAACAACAACACCAAGAACCAGCAGCAGCACAAUGUCAUCGACAGUUCUAA
This is a messenger RNA of Anastrepha obliqua, 423 nucleotides long. Its product is annotated as involucrin-like. Lineage: Eukaryota; Metazoa; Arthropoda; Insecta; Diptera; Tephritidae. Bases 1 to 423 code for a protein of 140 amino acids. The record is from RefSeq and is a predicted model, not a curated record. The transcript is spliced from 3 exons. Gene Ontology annotation, molecular function: catalytic activity.